AGCCUGAGGGCGGGGGGAGCGGACGGAGAAAGAGAGGAUGAAGGUGGCUGAGUGGGGGUGAAGGGGGGAGCCCCCUCCCCGUCCCGCCCUUCUGCAACAGUAAUGGAGAAUCCGAUGAGCAGCUUAUCACCUCCUUCACGUAUUCAUGAAGACGACGGCUCAAAGGAGAACACUGAGGUGCCACCUGGGCUAAAUCAUUCAGAAGGAUCGUGCUGCGGCAGCGCCUCCCAGUCUGCCAGCCGCCCCGAUUUUGCCGAAGACCUCCUGCAAAGCCAACUGUUGCGCAAUGAUUCAUUUAGUACAGCUGAAAAUAGCGAACUGAGGCCGGAGGAGGAGCAGAGAGCCAAGAGAGGAGGCUGGUCUAAGGGGCGGAAGAGGAAGAAACCGCUAAGGGACAGCAACGCCCCCAAAUCCCCCCUGACGGGCUAUGUGAGGUUUAUGAACGAACGGCGGGAGCAGCUCCGAGCCAAGAGACCCGAGGUCCCGUUUCCCGAAAUCACCCGGAUGUUGGGCAACGAAUGGAGCAAACUCCCUCCGGAGGAGAAACGGUCAGCCAAGCACAGGGGAGUGAUUGUUGUGUCGUUCCAGCGCUACCUUGACGAAGCCGACCGGGAUAAGGAGCGCUACAUGAAGGAGCUGGAGCAGUACCAGAAGACGGAGGCCUACAAGGUGUUCAGCAGGAAAACCCAGGACAGGCAGAAAGGCAAAACACACCGGCAAGAAGGAACGCGCCCAGCUACCCAUGACCAUCAGGUAAAUACCUUACAUUUUUAUGAUAACAUCCAGAGCUGAUUCUUUUCUCAUUAAGUGUUACUGGAAUUAAUUGAAGGG
This is a messenger RNA of Pseudonaja textilis, 831 nucleotides long. The record is from RefSeq and is a predicted model, not a curated record. NCBI's taxonomy places the organism in Eukaryota, Metazoa, Chordata, Lepidosauria, Squamata, Elapidae.